This is a messenger RNA of Zootoca vivipara (common lizard), 2266 nucleotides long. It is a transcript of the gene VMAC, whose product is annotated as vimentin type intermediate filament associated coiled-coil protein. The record is from RefSeq and is a predicted model, not a curated record. NCBI's taxonomy places the organism in Eukaryota, Metazoa, Chordata, Lepidosauria, Squamata, Lacertidae.
GCCGUCAUGGCGUCUCCUCCUCCCGCGUCGCCGCCGACGCCGGUGCAGAUCCGGGAGGCGAACGCGCACCUGGCGGCGCUGCACGGGCGCGUGGCCGAGCUGGAGGCGCGCCUGGCCGCCGCCGAGGAGACCGUGCGGGGCCAGGCCCAGAGUCUCAUACGGAAGGACGGGGAGACCCGCAGGGCCAUGGACGAGCUGAGCCGAGAGAAGGGCAGGGAAAUUGCUGCCCUGGAGGAGAAACUCCGCUCAUCCGAAGACCGUGUGCAGGAGCUCCUGGGCGUCAUCCGGGAGAAGGAGGGCCUGAUCCUGCGCCUCCGUCACCGCAGCCGCCUGCUGGGCGAGAUCUGCCGCUGCCGGCCCGUGCUGGACACCCUCCUAGCCCAGAUGUCCGAAGGGGAGAGGCUGGGGCCCGACAGCAGCGGCAGCUCCCCGGACUCCAGCGGCCUCUUGCCAGACUCGAACUGCGUCCCGGACGGCGCCAGAGACUUCUCCCUAGGCGACGACCCCCAGGAUUCGGACAAAGCUCUUUUUGGGACGACGGUCUGAGCGCGGGUGCGAGUCACUGUUUGGGGGGUCUGGAAUGGGAUAGGGGGGGUCCGGCCCCUGUUGAAGGCGGACAUUGUGGAAUUAUUUGCACCCUCCUGGCAUCACCGGUUCGCCCUCAGGCCUCAUCCUGCACCUAAAGACAAAUUGCUUGAGGACUAGCGACUUGACUUCUCUCUCCCCUUCCCGUCGGCGGAUGAAUGAGCGUUCCUGGAAAGCGGGGGGGUUGGAGAAGCCUGCUGGAUCAGGCCAAAUCGGCGGCUCACUUGCUCCCGCAGCCUCUUCUCACAGGAUGAUGGCCAUUUGGGAAGCCCGGAUCUGAGUGCGAAUGCUGGAGAUUCAGAAGCAUCGCUGCCCCUGGAGGGCAGAGCAGAGCCGUCCUGGCUUAGGAGCCAUAUAGAGAGCCCUCUUCUCCCCUUCCUUCCACGGGGGGGGGGUCUCCUGUGGCAGCGAGUUCCACAGGUUAACCGGGUCACUUUUGUGUAUUUCUCGGCAGCCGUGGCUCACAGGGCAGAGUGCAGUAAUUCUGGGGUGUUCUGGGGACGAGGGGGGGGGGACGACUGCCUCCCUAGGGACCGCCUCGCAGGGGUGAGUGGGGGGCCUGAUGCUGAUUCUGCACCACCAGCACCAAAUAUUUUUAAGGGAAGGGAUCUUUUGCUCGAACUCGCAUCCCUAAGAGUCUCCUGAGCUAUUCCGACCUAGAAAUACAGGAACCUGAUCUCGCUGUGCAACCUUAUUUUCCAGGACCGAGUGGGGGGGCCGUUACAGUCCCAGUGGCAGCUCUCCCCCCCCCCCCCCAGUUCUACCUCAGAUAAGUGCAGGGAGCAAGUGCCAGCUAUUGGGUCAGAGCACCUGCUUGGCGUGCAGAAGGUGCCCAGCGCGCCUGUUUAAAAAAGACCACAAGGACUGGAGGAGGCUACUUUCUUACGUUCCUCUCGCAGCCUUUAUUGAGAGCCAUGAGGUCUAGAAGCUUGGUUUUAGUUUUAAAAAGAGGGUGGGGACGGACGGACGCGUGCCCUGCAUGCAGAACGUCCCAGGCUCAACCCCCUCCAACUUGAUGCAAGGCCAUUUCACGUGUCCUGGUUUGAACCAGCGAGACCAUGAGAUCUGGAAACUUUGUGCUGGGCUUCUGGUAUCAGUGCAGCAUUCUAGAUUCCUAUUCACCCUCUUCUAAUGGGAGAUAACGUUCCUUUCCCCCCCCCAAAGACGUGUCUUAACAGGAAAGAAGGGCCUUCAAUCGGCCCUUCGGUUCCGAACAAUGAGGACUAGCUUUGUUUCUUUUUAAGGACCUCAAGGGCUCCCGGCCUUCGGCUGCCGGUCCGUGCUAGCAAUACUGACUUGGAUGGUGGUGGAUUCUCUUCCCUUGGCCAUCUGUCAGGGAUUCUUUCGCUUCCAUUCCAUUCCUAGGGAGUUGGGCUAGAUGACCACUGGGAUCCCCUUCCAACUUCCGUGCUUUUAUGGCUCCAUUUCUGUUUUUUGUACCCAUUUCCUUGACUUACUCAUCAACCAAGAGUUCGAGAGGCAGACUGUGUUCUUAUAGCCAUGAGCGCAGAAUCAGCCCAUUUCUGCCCCACGACUGUUACCACGUUCCCAGGUCAAACUUGUGCGCCUGGCUUCACUUUCAAGUGCCUAUAACUGGGGAUUUUGUUACACCGGAAACCUCUAUUUAAAACUGUUCCUCUUCCGUUAGAGCCAAAUAAUAAACCUAUUUUGGUAUACUCGG